This is a messenger RNA of Capronia coronata CBS 617.96, 2676 nucleotides long. RefSeq lists its product as uncharacterized. The record is from RefSeq and is a predicted model, not a curated record. Gene Ontology annotation, molecular function: serine-type peptidase activity. The transcript has 2 exons. Bases 1 to 2676 code for a protein of 891 amino acids. NCBI's taxonomy places the organism in Eukaryota, Fungi, Ascomycota, Eurotiomycetes, Chaetothyriales, Herpotrichiellaceae. Gene Ontology annotation, biological process: proteolysis.
AUGAGGCAUGGUCACUGCUGGAAUCUACUCCUUUGUGUAACACUCCAUCUUGGCUAUGUGGCUGCAGGAAUCUCUCAAGGUGUCCUCUCCGCUGACGAUACCCUCCACCACGGACCGAUAGCUUUCCUCAGCUCCUGGGAUGUACUUGGUCCGUUCAGGGUGGGCACUCGAGAGGCUGUAUGGGGUGCCGACCCCAUCGAGUUCCAUGGAGGCAUCCAGUCACUCAUCUCCAACGAGGAGCCCCUUUACCACAGUCCUCUCACUCGAGGCGCGAAUGUGCACUGGAGCAAUCGGACGUUCAUCCCCAUAGAUACGAAGACUUCCACAUCUGUUGAGCUGGUGGUGGACUUUCCUGAAGUGGAUUGGCAGUUUGCACAAAAUGUCUAUGGCUGGUCUGCUCUUCAAUUCCAAGGCUGGCUGAAAGGGCGCAUUUGGAAUGCUGAUACCGGUGUGCAAAAGGUGGUGCUGUACCCAGAUAACAUUCUGGAACUCUGGGUCAAUGAACACCAUGUAUUCGGAGGAGACUUCUAUGGCUUCCAGAGAGCCCCGGUUGUUGUGGACCUUCCACCGGGCCUCAACAAUAUCAGCGUUCGCCUGAUACGUGAUGUGCGGUCAAUGGGCGGCACAUUACCUCCCGUCGUUCGAGCGAGUCUCAGAGCCGAUCUAGCUUUGGUUCCUAUUGACAUAUCUCCCCAAAGCCUGGUGAUGCCCGACGUGGUUGGUGGUCGAUUUUGCAGUCCCUUGGGUAGCAUAACGGUAAGGAACCAAGCUGAUUCGUGGAUCGAAGUACGACAGGUUUCUGCAGUCCUUGCUGAACACAGCGUUGUUGUGGCAAGUGAUGCAAUUCGACUUGGUCCUGGUCAGUCACGUCCGGUGAAGGUGUCGCUCGGGUCUAUCGAAGGGAUGCAAGAGGCCAUCCAUUUCGAGCUGCAAUAUUCGCUGGCUGCUUCGGGGUCAUCCCAGGUGGCUUUCUCUGCGCCACUGCAUCACACCACCAAUUCGUCUUUGCAGAAGAUUACAUUCUUGCAUCCCAGUGGCGUCGUCUCUUAUGCAAUGCUCAGACCGCCACCCACAACACAUGGUGCCGCCAAGGAUUCUGUGGUUCCUGUUCUUCUCAUGCUCCAUGGUGCAGGGGUCGAAGCAGAUGGCUCCUUAGCUCGGCAUAUGUUUGAUGCUGCCCAUGCCCUGCCCGCCUGGAUACUCACUCCGUCAGGCAUGACUCCGUGGAGCUCGGAUGACUGGCAUAUCUGGGGUUUCGCUGACGUCGAAGCUGCAUUGUUGACCGUCCCCAAAUGGAUCCAGGACGCCGCCUGGGCCGGGCCUGGAGUGAUGGCCGAGAAGGUGUUGGUUGCAGGUCAUUCCAACGGUGGACAAGGCACGUGGUUCUUUGCCACUCACCAGCCUGAUCGUGUCCUUGGUGCAGCAGCUGCCUCAGGAUAUUCUUCCAUCGAGAACUAUGUCCCUUAUGCCUUUUGGGACGAAGCAGACCCUCUUCGAACUGGAAUCCUCCAGACGGCGAGAAGUAGUUUCCGUCAUGAAUUGUUGACAGACAACCUUGUAGGUGUACCUAUCUUCCAACAGCAUGGUUCCGAAGACGACAACGUACCUGCUUACCAUUCUCGCCUGCUGAAUACUCUGCUUGCAGAAGCAGGUCAAUUGGUCGAUUACUCUGAAACACCAGGCAGAGGCCACUGGUUCACAGGGACCAUGACCACCCCGGCAAUGCUUGAUUUCUACUUGGGGUGUCUGAAUGGAUCCAGUUCGGUUUCCAGCAUCCCCGCCCAAUUCUCCUUCGUGGUGCCUAAUUCGCAUGAGUUGGGCUCGAAAUAUGGUAUUGUCAUUGAUCAAUUGACCACACCAGACAGAAUGGGGAGGGUUACGGUGACGACCAGCAUGCAUGACUCCAUUCCGCGUUGGCAUGUUACCACUGAAAACAUCCGUCGGUUGCAUUUCGAGACGGCAACCCAACUUGGCGAUACGCCUUGGGAGGUCGUGCUUGGUAACAUGUCUGAUUCCUUCGAUGUCGGUGUGGCGACAAAGGGAUCAUCGUUCGUCAAGCUUGAAACGAAUGUCUGGGCCCAGGAGAUCGCUCCAGAAUGGACAAACAUUGGCCAACGAUAUGGCCGCCAGAGAGGGUCUCUUGACUCGAUUGUGCGCAGCGCAGGGCCUUUUGAGAUUGUCUAUUGUUCCGAAAAGGAUCUCCCUUUGGCGAUUCAAACAAGCCGAAACUUCCUCCAAUACUUCGGCGCUGACUCGAAUAUCAGCCAUCGAUCGAGAUAUGAAGACGCAUUGAAGAGAGAAGGCAAUGUGAUCACACUCGGCACGGGAGCCAGUAUCCCGCCUCCUUACCUUCCCUCCUUUCCCAUCCAAAUCGGGGCAGAAUGGCUAUCAUUGAAAACCAAGGAUUCGAAUACUGUAUCCAUCCCUCUUACACCAGGCAUGGGCGGCAUAUGGCUCCGUCCACUUCCUGAACAACGUCUGGAGCUUGUCGUAUGGGGCUAUGAUGAAGUUGGACUGAGGCAAGCUGCCCGUCUGAUUCCUACUCUCACUGGCGCAGGUCAGCCAGAUUUUGUUGUAUUGAAUAACGAAACGAGAUGGAAGGGUCAUUCAGCGGCUCCAGCAAUGGGUUUCUUUGACUAUGAGUGGAGGAUCUCGCCGGCUUCAUUCCUGCCAUAA